Messenger RNA from Amborella trichopoda, 2305 nucleotides. Its product is annotated as serine/threonine/tyrosine-protein kinase HT1. The record is from RefSeq and is a predicted model, not a curated record. Gene Ontology annotation, molecular function: protein serine/threonine kinase activity; ATP binding. Lineage: Eukaryota; Viridiplantae; Streptophyta; Magnoliopsida; Amborellales; Amborellaceae. Gene Ontology annotation, biological process: protein phosphorylation.
GACUUCCCAUCAACAGCGAAUGCCUCAGCAGUGGCUAACUCUCGUCUCCAUCUUUUCUCUCUCUAAAAUUACCUCUACAUCUCUCUCUCUCUCUCUAAAAAUCCCACUACCUUGCUCCUCUCUCUCUCUAACAAUGCCAUUAUCAAGUACUGUUUUCUCCCACUUCUCUCUCUCUAAACGCCUGUUACAUAUCCUCGCACAUGGUAAAUCCGUUUUCUCUCACAUCAUUUUAUAUAAUGACAAUGCUCUGUGAUCACUCAUCAUCUCUCUCUAAAACAUGCCUCUGCAUUUCCUCUGUUCUCUCUCUGCAACAAUGCAUAUACAUAUCCUAACUUGAUAAAACGCUCAAAGUCAGUUCUCCGUAAAUGUAUCAUCCCUCUCUCUACUGUUAUACAGGAGAAAGUGACAAUUUUUUGUUUCGGGGAUCUCUUUGAUAGAUGUGUUUUUGGUUCCUCUUCAGUCGCAGAUCCUCAGUUUCUCCACUAUUUCUUCUCAAAAUUGUGCUUUCUCUCUCUAAGUUUGGGUUUCAAAGUUUACAAACUGUGGAUGAUAUAGCUCGAAUAACUGCUGAAUUUCAGUGAAAAUGGAGAAAUUGUCUUGGAAUUUUGUGGUAGAGCCUUACAAAGAGGAAUUUCAAUUGAUUUUAGGGCUUCGUUGUACAAAAGGAAGAUGAAGAUGCAAUCAGUUGAAGAGGUCAACUUUGUAAAGUAAUUGCCAUACUUCUGGUUCAUUCCACGAAGAUCCCUGUCUGGAUCUGGUGUUCACUCAAAUUCUGUAUUUGUAAGGCGAUUUGGAGCUCACAUGUCACAGAUAUCGCUUUUAGACAGUUGGGUUGCACAUCAAUGAAGAAGCUGUACUGUUUUAAGCCAAAUUCGAAUGGUGGCAAGCCCAAAGGGCUCGUGUCAUCGAAGGAGUAUAAGAGAUUGAUAUCUUGGUCUAAAUAUUUGGUGUCACCGAAGGAAGGAGAGGUAAAAGAAGAGAGAACUGAGGAAUGGAGUGCUGAUAUGUCUCAGUUGCUCAUAGGGAACAGGUUCGCUUCAGGUAGACACAGUAGGAUUUACCAUGGCAUAUACAAGCAACAAGAUGUGGCUAUAAAGCUUUUAAGUCAGCCUGCUGAGGAUGAUAAGUUGGCUGCUUCUUUGGAGCGGCAGUUUGCCUCUGAGGUUUCACUGCUAUUCCAACAAAACCAUCCUAAUAUUAUCAACUUUAUUGCAGCUUGCAAGAAGCCACCAGUAUUCUGCAUAAUCACAGAGUAUUUGGCAGGGGGCUCAUUGAGAAAGUUUCUCCACAAACAAGAGCCCUACUCACUUCCCAUGAAACUUGUCCUGAAAUUUGCUCUUGACAUUGCAAGGGGAAUGCAGUAUCUUCAUUCUCAAGGGAUACUACACAGGGAUCUCAAGUCUGAGAACUUAUUGCUUGGGGAUGACAUGUGUGUAAAGGUGGCAGAUUUUGGAAUUUCAUGCUUAGAAUCUGAAUGUGAUAGCAUGAAGGGAUUCAUGGGCACUUAUCGAUGGAUGGCACCUGAAAUGAUCAAGGAAAAGAAUCAUACAAGGAAGGUUGAUGUGUAUAGUUUUGGAAUUGUCGUUUGGGAGCUUCUCACAUCAUUAACACCGUUCCAUGACAUGACUCCUGUACAGGCUGCUUUUGCAGUUUCCCAAAAGAAUGCACGCCCGCCUUUGCCUGCUAAUUGUCCACUAGCUCUGGGCCGUUUCAUUAGAAGAUGCUGGUCAUCGAACCCUGACAAGAGGCCCGACUUUGAGGAGAUUGUAUCAAUCCUAGAGAGCUAUAACGAGUCCCUUGAGCAAGACCCUACCUUCUUUUCAUAUGCAUCCUCAGAUCCCCAAACAAUGACUCUCUGUUUCCCUAGUUGCAUUGCUAUACACAGGACUGCUUCCUCACCAGCCUAGCUUUCCAUGACUUUAGUGAAAGUGUACGGCUGGUGUGUACCAUAUGUUAUCCUGUUCUUCUUGGAUUGUAUUGCAGCUGGAUCCGUAAGUUGUAUUGCAGCUGGAUCUGAAAGUUGUCUGUGAUUUUUUCCUUUUUGCCUUUCCUCAUGUUAUUGUAAAAGUCUUUCUGGCUGAUGUUUUUUUUUUCUUUUUUUAUCCGAUAAUGUUAACUGUUAUAUAUUAGAAUAAGGUCAUUGAGUACACUCUUUCUGGCUGAUGUCCAUGUUUUGAAACAUGAAAACUCUUGGAAAGUGCUGAAAAGAAAAUGAAGAGGAGCACAACUGCCCAUUAAUGGGAGUAUGUCGCUGCUAUUUCUUUCAAAUAUCCAUUUUUAUUAAAUGAAAUUGAUGGUGAGUGCA